CUUUGACAGAAAUCAUCUGCUGCUAGGUCACAAUAUACAGUGAAGUAUUAUCUCCUGCCUCAGCCGCUGGGCCAUGGUACAUCAGAGUGUAGCAGUUAUGAGUGUAACUCCAUCCACCACCCUGGACAGCCAGCUGACCACAAUCUGGGGCCCAACCAACUCCUAUCCUGAUGAUCCGACAGGGAUGUCUUCUUACACAGGUCGCCUGUGGACUUGUGACUCCCAGCCUCAGUUCUGGAGUAAGUACCAGGUGUGGGAGUGGCUGCAGCAGGUGAUGGACAUGAACCAGAUCAAUACCUCCAGCAUUCCCUUCCAAAACUUUGAUAUGGACGGCCAUCAACUCUGCAACCUGAGCUACCAGGACUUCAUCCAUGCUGCCGGCAGCAUGGGACCCAUUCUCUUCCAAAGCAUCACAGAGCUCAAGUGGAGUGGGCAGUACCAUGUGGAAAUAGGACAACUGGAAGUCAAACCAGAAUUAAACUUCUCCAUUUGUCCAUUUCCAGAUGUCAGCUAUCCACCUGGAGAAAUCUACGAUCCCUUGAUUCACACCCUCGCCCCUGCUGCCUACCCCACCCCUUCCACUCUUGAUAUCAAAAGGUCUUUCAGUCGUCAGGUCAAAAAACACAACCCAAGGGGGACCCACUUGUGGGAGUUCAUCAGGGACAUUCUGCUGAACCCAGAGCGAAACCCAGGGCUGAUCAAGUGGGAGGAUUGGUCAGAGGGGGUUUUCCGCUUCCUUAAGUCAGAGGCGGUGGCACAGUUAUGGGGCAAGAAGAAGAAUAACAGCAGCAUGACAUAUGAGAAACUAAGCCGGGCAAUGAGAUAUUACUACAAAAGAGAAAUCCUAGAGCGAGUAGAUGGACGCAGACUGGUUUAUAAGUUUGGAAGGAAUGCAAGAGGAUGGAGGGAGUCAGACAAGUGA
Cottoperca gobio is the source of this 922-nucleotide messenger RNA. It is a transcript of the gene ehf, whose product is annotated as ets homologous factor. Gene Ontology annotation, molecular function: sequence-specific DNA binding; DNA-binding transcription factor activity, RNA polymerase II-specific. Lineage: Eukaryota; Metazoa; Chordata; Actinopteri; Perciformes; Bovichtidae. The coding region runs from base 74 to 922 and encodes 282 amino acids. Gene Ontology annotation, cellular component: nucleus. The record is from RefSeq and is a predicted model, not a curated record. Gene Ontology annotation, biological process: regulation of transcription by RNA polymerase II; cell differentiation. The transcript is spliced from 9 exons.